Messenger RNA from Beta vulgaris subsp. vulgaris (sugar beet), 710 nucleotides. Its product is annotated as DNA-directed RNA polymerases II, IV and V subunit 12. NCBI's taxonomy places the organism in Eukaryota, Viridiplantae, Streptophyta, Magnoliopsida, Caryophyllales, Amaranthaceae. The transcript has 4 exons. Gene Ontology annotation, molecular function: DNA-directed RNA polymerase activity; zinc ion binding; DNA binding. Gene Ontology annotation, biological process: DNA-templated transcription. The coding region runs from base 240 to 395 and encodes 51 amino acids. The record is from RefSeq and is a predicted model, not a curated record. Gene Ontology annotation, cellular component: RNA polymerase I complex; RNA polymerase II, core complex; RNA polymerase III complex.
AAAAACAAAAAACAAGACGGCAACAAUAAAAAAGAAAAGAAAAAGGGAGCCUAAACCUAAGAAAAAGAGAAGAACGCAGCAUUGAGCACGGAGCACAAAGGACGAAGAACCAGUAGACAGAACACAGAAGUCUCACAGCAGCGAACCAAACCCUUUCGCUAAUCUUUCUCUUCAAACCUUGCCGUCCUCUGCUCAACUGCCCUUUUUUUGAGUGGAAAUUCGAAAUCGCAGUAUCAGUGAUGGAUCCUCAACCUGAACCCGUGAGCUACAUUUGCGGAGAUUGUGGGCAAGAGAACACACUGAAGCCUGGUGAUGUUAUUCAGUGUAGAGAGUGCGGCUACCGUAUUCUUUACAAGAAAAGAACUCGAAGAAUUGUCCAAUAUGAAGCACGCUAAAUGAGAUGCUGAGGUUCAAACAGAAGUGGAGAUGUAAUAUGGAUUCUGUCUGAUGGAAAUGCUAUAUGUUUAGUUGGUCAAAAAUGUGAUUCUGAUUGUGAUUGUGGUUGUGGGAGUCUUAAGAUGUGGGUCAGUCCUGUUUUAAUGUUUAUCUUGUCUGGACAUUACCUGGAGGAAAUGGAAUGAUUGACAGCCUAAUCAGCUAGUUUUUGGGGAAUUACCAAGUAGAAACUAUUACUAUUCUAUUAUUGUAGUUGCCUAGUUGGUGCCACAUGCUCUAUCUUUGAAAGGUGAUAAGAUUCACAUCUUGCGUCA